Molecule: messenger RNA, 1472 nt
Organism: Populus nigra (black poplar)
Lineage: Eukaryota; Viridiplantae; Streptophyta; Magnoliopsida; Malpighiales; Salicaceae
Product: probable inactive poly [ADP-ribose] polymerase SRO2
Exons: 3
Coding region: 211-963 (250 amino acids)
Molecular function (GO): NAD+ poly-ADP-ribosyltransferase activity
Source: RefSeq, a predicted model, not a curated record
GAAGGCAUGGCCACCUUUCAGAAAUCCCAUCCCAUUCCAUUUGGAUUAGUAACUGCAACACUGAAACAACACCUGUACAUACUUGUAAUUGUAACAAUCUUCCAGAGGAGCCAAUAAAUAUACAGAAAGGAACCCUUCUGUCUUUUAUUUCAAUCUCUCUUCUUUUCACUCCAUUUCUACACUAAAAUCUUGAUUUGGUCAAGAAAGAAGAUGGAGGAGCAAGUGUCGAUGACAAUAAAAGAUUAUGACGAAGAAGAUAUUUUGGACGACGCUGCUAGUUCCAAAACCGAAGAUUCGUCUGAUCAUCACGAUAUAUUCACGCAUUUCGCUCGAAAUGGAAUGAUCAAGAUUGGAAAAGAAACAGAGGAAUACGUAUCAAUGAAGACUCAAUUCCUUAUGGGCAUGAAACAAUAUGCUAACGACACUGAGGUUAUUGCCUUAAACAAGAACAUGGGAUUUACUCCGCUCAAGCUAGCUAGGUUUUUUGGGUUUAAAAGUUUUGAAAAGGUGAUUUUGCAAAAGAGAGGAGCCCUUGGAGAUGCAAAGGUUGACCAUGGUUGGUUUGGUGCUUCAAAGGAGGAAAUUAUUCAAAUAAUUUCUUAUGGUUUUAGUCGGUGUAAUGGUCAAUCACAUGGCCUUGGUGUUUAUUUGUCUCCUUUCGAGUUUCUCCUUGAUGCGGUGAAAUUUACAAUUGCUGAUGAAAAUGACAUGAGGUAUAUGCUGUUAUGUCAUUUGACAAUGGGGAAUAUGGAAGUGAUUCCGGCCGGUUCGAAGCAAGUAUAUCCGAGUUCAGUGGAAUUUGACACCGGUGUUGACAAUCUUGAAGCACCAAGAAGAUUGAUUGUGUGGAGUGCUUUCAUGAAUUCUCACAUCUGCCCUGCCUACAUCAUAACUUUUAAGGCCCGUUUUUUGGUUUUGUUUUGUCAAGAGAUCAAAUCAGUGAACUCCCUGGAAUUACUUUAAGUUUCCACGGAAGUGCCUUGACUUUCCCUGCUUUGUUUCCUAUACUGGUGAAGGUUAUUGGUCCAGCCAAGGCGGGUUUGAUUUACAAAAGUCUUGUAGACCGUAAAAAAUGUAAGAUUACCCAAGAGCAAAUGAUCCAGACUACGAGGCGGAUCAUUGGGAACGACUGGCGGCUGAUUGCAAUGAUUAAAUCCAGCAUAGACAAGGCUGCAGCGAGCGCAUCCAGCAGCAAGGAUGGCGGCAGAGUCAACAAAUGAUAGCAGAAGGGAAUGGCAUAGCUUAUUGAUGGCCCUCUUCUAGAACAUGUUACUAGAGUUGUUUGUGGUGUAAUAAGGCUUUUUCAUCACUUCAUUCUGAUGCCAGAAUCAUGAAGUAGGUAGCAUCUUUUUCUUCAAAAAAGGAAGCGAACAUCAAACCCUGUAUCAUCUUCCAAAAAAUCCAUUUAGUUCCAGAGUAAUGGAUGUCAAUAUCCAGACAGGCGGAAAAGAAGUAUCAAUGUUGCUAUAAAA